AUGCCAAGGCGCAACAUACCAAAACCCCAGUGUCGAUACGGUGCCUGCGUAGUCUUAAAUAGAGGAUGCAAUCCACAGUACAUCUUUUCUCCUUACUUCCGUUGUGAGGAUGGUAUUACUCGCUUUGUCGCCAUCUGUGAUAUUUUUACUAUCAGAAAUGUCGCCAGCUUACUAGCUUCACUUCGGGUCAGAUACCAAUUUUGGGCUUCCGAUACACUCCUCUUUGAAGCUCAAGCCUGGCUUCAGGAUCCUGUCUAUGGUUGUGUAUCCCACAUUCUAAUCCUUCAACAACAGGUUAGUGAUUUGCAAGUUUAUCGACCUUAUUUGCAAGAUUCACUAUCUGCAUAUUAUUUUUCACAUCUCCAACUUGUUCCUCAACCUGAUCAAUACCCAAGCUGGAAUUUCGAUCUUCCCAUUAUCUCAGAGGACAUCCCUUAUCCUAGUUUCCCAGAGACUACUCUUCCACCUUACCCUGACAAAGACAGUAGUAGCCAGAUGCCACCCCCAGAUGACAUUGAUGAGCUGGGACCUAUCGUGUUUGGAAACCAUCGUCGUCCAUGA
Messenger RNA from Diospyros lotus (date-plum), 561 nucleotides. Its product is annotated as LOB domain-containing protein 18-like. The transcript has a single exon. The coding region runs from base 1 to 561 and encodes 186 amino acids. The record is from RefSeq and is a predicted model, not a curated record. Lineage: Eukaryota; Viridiplantae; Streptophyta; Magnoliopsida; Ericales; Ebenaceae. Gene Ontology annotation, cellular component: nucleus. Gene Ontology annotation, biological process: hormone-mediated signaling pathway; positive regulation of DNA-templated transcription.